Volvox carteri f. nagariensis is the source of this 3861-nucleotide messenger RNA. RefSeq lists its product as uncharacterized. NCBI's taxonomy places the organism in Eukaryota, Viridiplantae, Chlorophyta, Chlorophyceae, Chlamydomonadales, Volvocaceae. The record is from RefSeq and is a predicted model, not a curated record. The transcript has 12 exons. Bases 1 to 3861 code for a protein of 1286 amino acids.
AUGGACCGGCUACUGGACAUCCUAACGGGCUUAGUUCCACUACCACCUACUCGCUUUGUGGGGCAUGAGGGUUAUAUUGAUGAUGAGAUGUGGCUGCGCUUGCUUGAGGCCUUACAGCAUAACAAGGAGGCUGUCGGCGUACGCUUGCGAGAUAACACCAUUAAUGAGCGAGGGGUGCAGGCUCUGGUGGGCACCCUGAGGCUUAGCAACUUUACCCUGAAGAGCAUAGAUCUGUCAGGCAACCCUUGCUGCGGGAGCGCUGCACAUGCAUUGCAGGAGCUUGAUGCAUUGUUAAAGCGCAAUCGUGUGAUUAAGAAGCUGCCAAAGACGCCCGCCGUCGGAAGCAGCCACAUGAUGGCUCAUGCGUUGCUAGCAGCAACAUCAGGUCUGACUGCUCAGGGGAUUUCCAUUGAGUUGGAGCAGCGGUUACAGCACCUAGAGGAGGCGGAGGCGACCAUACGCAGUGAGCUUGAGCACGUUCGAAGUUUCAGCUCGCAAUCCGAGGUAUGGCAGAAGAAAAUCGACGCGGCUGGCCAGCAGAUCGCGGCGAUUCUGUCUCUCGUUGACAGCCGCAACCUGACUUUGGAGGCGCGGCUGCAGACGAUGGAGCACUGGAGGGCGAUCGCAGAACAGGCUUGGGCGGGCCAGUCCAAGGUGCUGGAGGACAUGGCGACGCAACUUCACAGCCUCAUGCAUCGAGUCAAUAUCCUUGAAGGACAGCGGGGUUGUGCAGACGCGACGGGUGGCAGGACCAGCAGCAUUGCUAUGAGCGUCCGGUCAUCCGCGGGCCAGGCGGCGGCGCUGGCUUCGCCAGUACAAUCGCCGAGCGCCGCCGUGCUGUUGCAGGAAAUGGCAGCGCUGCGAGAGCGGCUGGCGAAGCUGGAGGCUGCAUCAAUGGAUUAUGCACAUGAAGCAGAAAGGUCGGGGAAGCGGCCCAAGGCCACGGCGGAGGAAGAGCAGUCGCAACAGCAGCAGCCCGAACUGCGGCAAGACGUCGGCAAUGGAACUAUAUCGGAUGGGCCGGGAGCAGCCGCCAUUGGAGGUUGUACUGCUGCUGAUGGUAGUAAUGAAGAGGAUGGCGGCUCCGCCGCCGCCAAGCCGCAGUACCCGCAGCAACGCCGCCAGAACGUCAUGCCCGCAACUUGCCAGCUCGCCGAUGCUGCCCGCAGCAUAGCAGCUGAUCACAAAGUACAGCUGACGCGCAGUGAGUUCGUAUCGGAGCUUUCCUCCCUCGACAACCUCUCACCUGCGCUUCGCAACCAGGACCCUGGAGAGGAUGUAUCCGGCGUCACUGUUGCUGCUGCUGCUGCUGCCAGCCUAAGCCCCUCGCCUGCGGGUGAGCACGCGGCCAAAAGGCACUGCAGCAGUGUCGAUGGCGGCAUUGGCUGUAGCGGGCAAGAGCAACAGCCGGGGCCCACCUUCAAGACCAUGGAAAACCUCCAGGUCAGGCGAAUGGUGGAUGUCCAGCCGCUGCAGGUGCCAAACAGCCCCAUCUUGUGGCACGUCAACAAGUUUGCGGUGAGCCCCGGCUCCUGUGUCAUGACACCCACUCAGGAGCAUGUUCCGGCACCCGCCUUUGCUUGUGCGGAAGGCAAACUGAUGCCUCUGUCCCCGGCAGCCACAGCCGCGGCGCCUUCUAGCCACGGCAGUCAUGGCAGCGCAGCGGGCAGCCAUGGCGUGGCAGAGGACGCGGCCUGCACUGGCUUCGUCAUGUAUGCAGCAGCACAGCGGCUGCGUGACGGCGGGGUUGCACUUGCUGCUGGGAAUGCAGCACAACGGUACGCGCCUGCAGAAGGACCCGACCCACGGGACUCUGUGGACUUUUCCACCCACCUCCGGGUCGCUGUGCCGGGUACCGGCCGGGCAGCGCGCGGCCGGGCGAAAGACGAAGACAAUGACACUGACGAGGAUGCGCUCCACAGGGCGCAUGCUGCAGAGACCGCAGACACCCCAGGACGGAUCGGGGCGGCACCGGGCUCGCCCGGCACGCCCAAAGGAAGCACCUUUUCAGUCGAUGUGGAGACGGUGUCGCUGUCUGUAGCCAUGGCCGGAAGCGCCGCGCGGCCGCGUGCGCCUGCUGCCGCUGACACAACCGCUGACACGCCGCCGCUGACUUGCGCGGGCAGCACCAAGGUUCCCGGCGAGCCGGAGGCUGAUUGGGCGGACGGGUGUCCCGUGGAUCGCAAGGAUAGCCAGCCGACGGUACCUGCUGGUUGCUUUGCCGAGCCGGGCUGGGCAGCCCUGGCUGCUGGCAGCAGCGGCCAGGGCGCCGCGCAACAGGCAUCAAGCCCAGGCUCGAAGGAGGCGACGAGCGAUGAGGGGGCCGUAACAUUGCAGGGGACUGCGGCCGGGAUGAAGGUGCAGGCCCCGGACACCUUGGAUACGCCAGCGGUGUCCGUCCGGCAAUGGGCAGCGUCGACGUCUGCAGUAACACCGGUGGCUGUGGCAGCCUCUGCCCUUGCAUCAGUCGGCAGCCUAACGCCGACCUCCAAGCCGUGCCCGUCCGCCAGCCCGUCACCGCCGGCCGCCACUGCCUCCACCGCCGCAGUACGGCCGGGCCAGCAGCACCAAGCCUCGCCCCCACCACCGGCGCUGGCUGCUGCCGCGGCACGGCGUUCCAGCGCCACAGUGCGGACGUCCCGCCCCGCAUCGGACGUGCAACGAAGCAUCACCGAAUCCAAGACGGCAGCUGGUUGCUGCGAAGGGCACGUCAGCGGGAACCGUCCAUCCCACGCACCUCAUCACCAGCAGCAGGCGGCCACCAAGCGCCUCAUCAUGGCGGCAGCAGCGCUGCAGGGACGUCUGGGGGACAUGCAACAGGGAUUUGGCUGUCCGGGCGGACAGGCGUGCAGGGGCAUUCUAACAGGGUGCACGACUGCGGCAAGUCACUGUCGGAGCGUGGCGUCUCGUGUGGACACCGGCGGUGCUGGCGCAUCAGCCAUGCAUCAACGGUUACUGCCAUACCGUGACAUCUCCCUCAAUCUGCUCACGGUCCCAAUCCAAAUGCCACAUGCGUCAACUUUGCUUUCCAUCGCAGCGCCGGCCAAGCCUGGCGGAAGUACCGCGCCCGCUGCCCAUCGGACAUCGAAGCCCGUCAGUACCAACCCGCACCGCCCAAACAACAGCGCCAACGCCGGCGGCACUGGAGGCGGCGGAAGCACCAACGCCAGCGGCGCCACGUCCGCAAGCACAACAUUCACAGUGACCCGUGGUGCCUCUUCAGGCUCAGGGACUGCGCCAUUGGCAACAAUGUCGAUGCCAACCACACACGACCACCCGUUGCGGCACCUCCCAGGCCAACGCCACCAGAGGAGGACCGAAGGGGGGACGUCUAUGGAGCUGGCAGCGCACGCGGUAACAGUACCGGCCCCUCCCCAGCCUCCCGAAAACGAAGGCUCCCAAGGUUAUUAUGCCCAGUUACUGGGGCAUGUGACAGUGGCUCCUGCACCACAGCUGAGGGGCGAGGCUGUCGCCCGGACAGCGGCACCCCAGGAUGCAGAUGGUGGCGGUAGUACUCGUGCUAAUGGUGGGAGUACCGUGUGGCACGAUGUGCAGUUACCGCGAGAGCUGAGCAAGGAGCACUCAGUUUGUAGUGUUGACACCGGUGGGGAAGGAGGACUUCCAGGCCCACAGCACGGUCAUCUGCACGGUGCAGCAGCGGAGGGCGCCGGCGUGCCACAGCAGCACCUCCAUCAGCCGCAGCACAGCAGCAGGGGUUAUCGGCCUGGCGGUGCAGUUUACCGAACGCUUGUACAAGGCACGGCGGUCAAUGUCGUGUGCCCGCAGGCCAAGGGCGGGCUGGCGCGGACGUCGGCCCGCACCGUCACUAGUGUGGCAGGGGCGACGAAGAGGUGGAUGUGA